Molecule: messenger RNA, 2997 nt
Organism: Labrus mixtus (cuckoo wrasse)
Lineage: Eukaryota; Metazoa; Chordata; Actinopteri; Labriformes; Labridae
Product: endosialin-like
Exons: 2
Coding region: 561-2750 (729 amino acids)
Biological process (GO): cell migration
Cellular component (GO): extracellular matrix; external side of plasma membrane
Molecular function (GO): calcium ion binding; extracellular matrix protein binding; extracellular matrix binding
Source: RefSeq, a predicted model, not a curated record
CCCUCCCCCAACCUUUCUGAGGUUCAGUCAGACUUUGCAGAGGCAAGAGAGCCCCAGAAGGAUCAGAUACAAGAGAGGGACUCUGUCACAGAAAUUAAUCAGGUUCAUAUUUGGACUCUAUUUCAACUCCUGGACUUCUUCUGGACUUAUCUUAAGGACAGUUUGCAGCAUUGAACAAUUUUGAACCCUGGACCCUACUGGUACUUCACUGGACUGUACUGGACUGAUAUGGACUCAUUGGUUUCUGUUCGUUCUGAUUAUCUGUUAAGUAGUUAGUUUUAUUCAGGAGUUGGUGAAAUCUGCUUUGAAGUUUGCUGAUGAAUGGAGUUUGACAGAUUCUGUACUGCAGGAAUAUUUUUCGGAGUUAAGGUAAAAGAGGGUAAUGUAAUUCAAAUUUUGGUUGUAUCUCCAUUAAUUUAAUUUUGAUAUUUUAAAUAUAACAACAGGGUCAGGUAAAGACAAAUCAAUCCUGGUUAGGCAAGUAAAGGUUUACUGGAUUUAUUACUGGAAAAAAAGUGAUAUCCCUAUUUAUUCUUUGAAUGUUGGCCUAGUUUAGCCUCAUGUCUCAGUGGAGGAUGCAAAAGACCAUCAGUAGCAGUAGCAUCUGUAGCAGCAUGAGUCUCCUGUGUGUCCUUGGGCUGCUGUUGGUCUGUCUGGCUCCUGGAGGCAGGGCCCAGAGGCCAAGGGAGCCAGAGGGAGAGCAGCCAGCAGCCCAGGCUCAGCUGGACGAGAGAGACGCAAUCUGCAACCAGGAUGGAUGCUACAGCGUCUACCUCCAGAAGAGAAGCUUCAGGGAGGCUGGGCGGAGCUGCCGGGAGCGAGGUGGGACCCUGGCAACCAUGCACACCCAUGAGGCAGCGGGUGUGGUCCAUAAGCUGCUAUCGGCCAUUGAAGCGCAGGGGGCCAGAUCAAGGCUUCGACUCUGGAUCGGGCUGCACAGACCGCCACGCCAGUGUUCAUCCACCCGGCCCCUCAGAGGAUUCGUCUGGGUCACAGGAGACCAGGAUGGCCAGUUUACCAAUUGGCUCCGUGAAGACUCCCCUGGGACAUGUGCAGCCCCUCGCUGUGUGGCCAUGACUGUCAACACUUCUGAGAAUGGCCGUGAGAGCAGCGACAACUUUCAGUGGGUUGAUGGCUCCUGUGCAUUGCCGUUGGACGGAUACGUUUGCCAGUACAAUUACAAAGGGAUGUGUUCCCCACUGGAGAACGAGGGCAGAGGUCCGGCUGUUUACACCACCCCAUUCCACCUAGUCAGCACCCGGCUGACACACGUGCCCUAUGGGUCUGUAGCCACUGUGCCGUGCCCUGCUGACACCUCAAACCCAGAUGCUGGUGCUGAGCAGACUGUGCUGUGCAUGGAGAGAGAUGACGAGACUGUCGGCUGGUCCAGGGAUGCCCCGCUCUGCUCGUCGGCUGCAGCUCCUCAGAACCAGGACUGGUGUAGCGGGGACCACGGAUGUGAGCAGUACUGCCAGAACACGGACACAGAUUACUACUGUUACUGCUCAGAGGGCUUUACAAUAGACGAGGACGGAUACACCUGCAAGCCUGACCCCUUGAGCCAAACUGAUCAACCUGGAUUAUCAUCUGACUCCGCUGCCCACAUUGAUCAGCCCCACAUCAAGGAGGUCUGUGUGGAGAUGGGGUGUGAACACAACUGUAUAGAGACAACCCGGGGAGUCCGCUGCACUUGCCCCCCUGGCUACCAAAUGGGUCCGGAUGGCCGCAGAUGUUCUGACGUGGAUGAAUGUCUACAACAACCAUGCCCUCAACUCUGUGUCAACAUCCCAGGCACCUUCCACUGCACCUGCCACAAUGGGUAUCAGCCGGACGACGAGGGGGAGUGCGUGGAUGUUGACGAGUGCCUGGAUGAGGGCACCUGUGAAGGCACUUGCGAGAAUACAAUUGGGUCCUUCUCUUGCUUGUGUAAUCCUGGGUAUGAGUCUGGCAGUGAUGGAGUGUGUGUUGAUGUAGACGAGUGUGUGGGCGAGUCGCCCUGCCACCAGCAGUGUCUCAACUUUAUGGGAGGAUACCAGUGUUUCUGUGAGAGUAGCUUUGACCUGCAGCCGGAUGGACUUACUUGCCAACCUUCACCUGAUGAUGAGGAAUAUUCCACCCUGUCUCCUGACCCCAGUGACUCUGCUCACAUACCUGACUUUGACCCGAACUUUGAUAUUCCCUGGUCCAGCUCGUUCACCCCCGACCCGAGUUUUGAAGCUGAAACCAACUUUGACGUUGAUUGGCUGACAGAAGCCCCUGAGGCACUCUCUCCUGACAUGAACCAUGGGUCAGAUAAUCACCUAAACCAAUGGGAUGCCCUUUCACCAAAGCGAUACCAGACAGCCCCAUCCCCAACACAAAAAGGCAACACAGGAAAUGAAAUAGAUAAUGAGGCUCUAGCUAAGACAGGAGGUAGAGCAGCUAGUGAUGGAGUAGGAGAUGAGACUGCAAAUGAGUCGGGCACCGGUACCAGGGAGGGGGAGGAAUCUAACAUAAAUGAUACAAAGGAUGUCAGUGGCACAGUUGAGGAAGGGGCUGGAUCUACCGCAGGAAAACGAAAGCAUGACAAGAGCUGGCUGCUAGUGGCCCUACUGGUGCCUCUAUGCGUAUUCCUCGUAGUAAUGCUCGCUCUGGGGAUUGUUUACUGCACCAGCUGUGCUGUCGACAAGAGCCUGAGCUUCUCAAACUGCUAUCGCUGGAUACUCCCCACUACGCCUCCUGAUAGGAGGAACGGCAAAACCCAAGCAUGAACCCUAAAAUGAACAAACAUAGGUGCAUGAGCAAACACAGAUUUUUUUGAAAGCUCAGAUGUUUGUUAACAUUCCUCUUGUGGUGCAGGACUUGUCACUGAAACUACCAUUUGGAUAAUAAUUCAGCUGCGUGGCUCUCUCAUUCAUCAAGAAAAAUUUAAAUCCUUUCUGUUUCACACCCUCUGUAAAUAAUUCACUUUCAUCAUGUUUUGGAAUUCAAUAAAACCAAUAAACUAAUGAAAUACGG